Messenger RNA from Theileria annulata, 429 nucleotides. Its product is annotated as 40S ribosomal protein s12, putative. The transcript has a single exon. Bases 1 to 429 code for a protein of 142 amino acids. Gene Ontology annotation, biological process: translation. NCBI's taxonomy places the organism in Eukaryota, Apicomplexa, Aconoidasida, Piroplasmida, Theileriidae. The record is from RefSeq and is a predicted model, not a curated record. Gene Ontology annotation, cellular component: cytosolic small ribosomal subunit; ribosome. Gene Ontology annotation, molecular function: structural constituent of ribosome.
AUGGCUGAAGACGGAUCCCCAGAGGUCAUUAACUAUAUGGACGAGGAUGAACAUGUCACGGAUUUAUCCACGGCAAUCCAAAAGGUAUUAUUAUUUUCACUAUCACAUGGUGGACUCGUAAGAGGUCUCCACGAGGUCGCAAAGGCUUUAGAUUCCAAGACUGCCCAAGUAUGCUUUCUUUCUAAGGGAUGCUCAGAGCCUGCUUACGUUAAACUAGUACAGGCUCUUUGUAAGGAACACUCCAUUCCUCUAAUUGAGACUGAUGUUGAUUCCAAGACCUUGGGACAGUGGUCUGGUUUGUGUAAAUAUGACAUCGAAGGCAAGCCCCGCAAAAUCGUAGGCGCUACCAGUGUUGCGGUGAAGGAUUUCGGUGAGGAGUCCGAGGCGCUUGUCUUCCUCCAGAAGCAUAUUUCUAAACUUAAGAAAUAA